GUUGAGUAAAUAAUGCUAACUCGAUUAAUACGAUCACAAUAUAGUAUUUACUUUGGGAUAAAUCAUGUGUUUAUCAUAUAAACAAACAAAUAGAUCAGUUUGGUGGCAAAGAUGACCCUCCAACAGACGUGGAAUGAAUAUUGUAAAGCGUUCGGCGUGAAGCAGGAUAUUAUAGAUAAAUACUGGAGUGAGAUUGAAUCAAAGUAUACGGAAAAACAAAGAUAUUACCACACUUUAAAUCACUUAACACACAUGUUUACACUUUUCGACGAUGUCAAGGACGAGCUUUCGAGACCAGAGCUAGUUGCUAUGGCCAUUUUCUUUCAUGACAUAGAAUACGAACCUACAGAGAAAGAUAACGAAGAGAAAAGUGCUGUACUGUUCAAAGAAUUCUCAACAAAUUUCGAAGCACAGGAUGCUGAACCUCAGAAAGAUAGUGCUCUUGUAUUUGAUUGGAUAAUUGAAACGAAGAAACACGAAACGGAAGUUCACAGAACGCCGGAAAUAUUUGGUCGGGAUGAUUUGCAUUUUUUCUUAGAUAUGGACAUGGCAAUUUUAGGAGUCUCCGAUUCAGAUUAUAAGAAGUAUGCAGAUGAAAUAAGACAGGAGUACAUACACAUUCCAGACCAGUUGUUUAAACAAGGCAGAGCAAAGGUGCUGCGUUCGUUUUUGAAAGUUCCGAAUAUAUAUGCCACGGAAAUAUUUCGGAAUAAAUUUGAGAAGCAGGCACGAGAAAAUAUAGAGGCAGAAAUUCGGAGGCUAGAAGAAUAGAUUUUGAUAUGUAAUUUUAUACAAUGUCAUCGUAUGCGAACAAUUUUCAAGUUAAGCUGUUGUCAUGCAGUGUUUCCAUUGCCUGACUGAAGACCAUGAUCAGCAUACACGGACGUACAGGCAAAUCUUGGUCUGCACUGGUCGCAAAGGCAGAAUCACUAGCCAAUAACAGGCUAAAGGUUAAAAUAUAUGAACAAUUUAUUACUCGUUAUGCACAUUUUGUACACACCACUUAUUUUUUUAUUCAUAUAUAGCACUUUACUUAGUUAUAUAGGACUUUUUCUAUAUAAAUUCAAGUGUUUAGAUUUAUUUUAAAAGCUAGGUUGUGUUGUGUUCGCUGUGUUGUUUUAAUUAACAAUAGCAUGUAUUAUGAUAUGCCAUUUUACUUCUAUGUAUGUGACAUUUUUAAAGCAUAUGUUAAACUUGCACGCUUUCAAAAGUUGUUUUCGGAGAGAUACUGGAAUCUGUGUCCAACAAAACGUAGCCACUCGGAGAAAUGUCCAAGCUACCUUCGGGGAAACUGUAUAUUAUAAAACAGAAGAAAGAUCAAAUACAUAAAAUUGUGUUACCACAAAUUAAGUGUUAUAAAGUUUAAAACGUACCGGGAACGUCUCACUUCCCUUUAAAUACCAAGUCAGGAAGACACAUUUGUGGUAUGAGAUUUUUAAGGCAUCUUUCUAAUAUUACAGACAUUCAUGUUUUAUGUUAAUUUAAAAGUACAUAUCUGUGAUAAAUGACAGGGUACGCUUCUAUUAAUUUACUUUUUCUUCCUCAGUGACUGGACUCCAGAUUCUUGUUAAAAUGAUGUUCCUUUAAUGCAGAUUAGAACAUGAGUUUUUGUUUCUUAACUAUUUUCAAAAAAUGCUAAAUAAAUAUAAAAAAAAUGCAUACCUGACUCGGGAAUCGAACAUUGGUUGCCUCGGCAAUAAAACCUUUCCUACAAUCUGGUCCAGUACACGGAGUAUUUCAUACUUAACCAUUUGUAUAAAGCUUUAUAAAUUAAGGCAGUUUACCUUCGGUACCCCAUGACAAACGCUUUUCAAUUCUGAAUGGAAAAAGUUAGUAAAUACAACUAAUUACUAAGUAUUAUGCGUUUCCAGUACAUAUAAUCUGUCACCAACUGUAAGUUCCAAGACCUUCUUAAGAAACAUAGUACUGUUCCGCUGAUAUCUUAAAAUUCUCUUUUUUUCUUUGUUGUCGUACGAAUUGGAGGUCAGUCAUUUUAACGUACUUUUAUUGUUCAUUUCUUUUUGUAUGUAAACCUCUGAAAUCUAUCUGAAAUAAUGUUUCAGCUUAAGAGGUUUGGUCACGUUUGACGUCGUGGGAGUGAAAUAAAGCCAUUCUGCACUAGUGUAAUUAUUAUAUAAAUAAUCAAUGCAUUUGCGUUGUUUAUCGUCAGAUUCACCACGGUUUACAUUACAUUUCAGAAGUGCACAAAUUGGGUUUGUUAUCCAACCAUCUGAAAGAUGAACCGUAGCAAAACCGCAAGAAGGCAUUGAUUCUAAUCAUUCUAACAUGGUGGUAAAAUUAUGCUGAACUUCAUUAUGCUUCAAAUUUACGUCAUAAAACAAUCACUGGUCCACACGUCAACCGUUGUUCAUGGCAGAUUCUAAUACUUGUAUGACUAACAAUGCUAAAUAAUCAUCACAACGAUAUCAUGUUGACGUCACGUCGGCCAUGUACGCCUUUCAAAUUUGAUCAGAUAUAUUACUUAAUGAAAAACAUGUUUAAAACGAAAUGUCACAUAGCAUAACUGGUUUGAUUAAUUUACACACACACGGAGUUGGUUAUUAGCUGUGUAGAAUAAUUCACCAUCAUUUACGCCUUAAUGGAACUAGUCCGCAAGACGUAUUACCAUUUCCAAUCCUGGCGUGUAUAAACAAAGGUACUAUUUAGCGCCAUACAUGCCCCAAUGAAUAUUUCUAUCAUAUUUUAUCUAAAUUUUACAGUUAAAGAUAUAUUAGAAUCGAAAGAAUUUAUAACAAAACCGUGUUUGAACACUAUUUUUACACUAGGACGGUUAAACGUUGUACGAAAUAAUUCACUCGGGUUAUGCCGUCGUGAAAUUAUUACGCUUGACAUAACCGUUCAUCGUGUAUAAAUAGUGUUAAAACACGGGUUUGCAAUAAAUUAUUUCUUAAAUAUACAGAGCUUGGCUUCCUUCUUUGUUUAACUGACAAAAAAUGAGCUAUGUUGAAAUAACAUUCUGAGGUUGACGUCGUUUCAAGUGUAGACAUUAUUGCCUACCUAGCUCGGACAAUAGACACUUGUCCGAUUAUGUGCCAUGGAUAGAUAUUCCGACGUCAGAUAUUACUAGAGACCAGUAGCACUACUAUUGCAUCAUAGUCUAUAAACAUAAUGCAAUGACAUACGCAAAUCUUUUUGUCACAGCGAUCUACUUUGAACGUGAUUGAUAAGAAAAGUGGUCUUACAUGUCUGACAGUGAAUAAAAACUGCUAACAGUCGGUUAUUUAUUCUGAGUUGUCUGUCUGGUUUGGGAAAACCCUGCCUUACACAAGCAAGUCAUGACAAUAACGUAAUUUUUUUCUGUUUGAAAAAACAAAAAAAAAAACAACUGAAUUUAUUAAUUCAAAAUAAUUGUUUUUGCAGUGCAAUAUAGAUAUUUACUGUUUAUUUCAAACUACAUUUCUUUCCUCUGUUUUGAAAGGAAAUGUUAUUUUUUGUAAUUUUGAAUAAAUGAAAUUAUUUUAUACU
Mercenaria mercenaria is the source of this 3486-nucleotide messenger RNA. RefSeq lists its product as uncharacterized. NCBI's taxonomy places the organism in Eukaryota, Metazoa, Mollusca, Bivalvia, Venerida, Veneridae. The coding region runs from base 112 to 771 and encodes 219 amino acids. The transcript is spliced from 7 exons. The record is from RefSeq and is a predicted model, not a curated record.